Messenger RNA from Colletotrichum karsti, 621 nucleotides. RefSeq lists its product as uncharacterized. The transcript is spliced from 2 exons. Lineage: Eukaryota; Fungi; Ascomycota; Sordariomycetes; Glomerellales; Glomerellaceae. The record is from RefSeq and is a predicted model, not a curated record. The coding region runs from base 1 to 621 and encodes 206 amino acids.
AUGCACUUCUCUCACAUCGCCCUCACCCUCGCCGCCGCCGCCUUCGUCAAGGCCGACCUCCAGCUCGACGACGACGACAUCCCGACCCAGUGCAACGCCGUCUGCCGCCCCAUCUACGAGCUCGGCCGUGCCUGCGAGGUCGACGACGACCAGGUCCGCGACGACCUGACCGAGGACCGCCUCGAGGCCCAGUGCGUCUGCACCAACAGCAGCAUCAACGUCUCCCAGUACGCCGCCCUCUGCGCCAGCUGCAUGGACCAGAACGUCCGCGACCGCGACGACCUCGAUGACAUCAACGACAUCCUGAGGACCUGCGGCUUCGCCAGCACCUCGUACGCCUCCACCGCCUCCUACGCCUCCCAGACGCCCGCCAUCACGGCCACCCGCCCCACGGCCUCGGCGCAGCUGACCACCACCAUCACCCCCGGCGCCGCGGGCGGUGCGUCCCCGACGCAGUCCGGCGGCAGCAGCAACAACAACAACGGCGGGAGCAACAACAACAGCCCGUCCACGGCCGCCGGCAACAGCAACCCCACCCAGACCCCGAACGCCGCCGGCGUCGUCUCUCCCCAGGGUCUCGGCCUGAUCGGCGCCGCUGCCGUCGGUGCCCUUCUCUUCUAA